AUGAGCAUGGAGUUGACGUUCCUAGGCACAGGCUCGGCGUACCCGUCCCCUCAUCGCGGGGCCUCGGCACUGGUGUUGCGGACAGACGGAGAGAGCUGGAUGUUUGAUUGUGGAGAGGGAACUCAGACUCAGCUCAUGAAGAGCCAGUUGAGGGCAGGAAGGAUCACUAAGGUGUUCAUCUCUCACCUUCAUGGGGACCAUGUGUUUGGGCUGCCCGGUCUGCUGUGCACUGUGAGUCUGAACCUGCCACAUGAGCCCAAGCGGCUUCAGUGCGUUGAUAUUUACGGGCCCCUGGGUCUCAGGCACUUCCUCAGGGUGACUCUGGGUCUGACUGCAUCACAACUGAUCUUCCCUUAUGCAGUCCAUGAAUUGGAGCCAACAUCUGAUCAGAGUCCUGAGGGAGGACAGUCCAGCAGGGAGGAUACAGCAGAGCAUGGGUGUCUUCUUCCUCAGGAGCAGGAGGGCCGGAACAUCCUCCUGGACCCUGGCUCUGAUAGUUACCUUUUGUUUGAGGACAGCCACUUUGAGGUGAGAGCCUUCAGGCUAUUCCACCGCGUGCCGUCGUUUGGCUUCUGUGUUCAAGAGAAGGAUCGACCAGGGAGACUCAGAACUGAACUUCUCAAAGAAUUAGGCGUGAAACCAGGUCCAAUGUAUGGCAGACUGAAGUCUGGAGAGAACCUGACGUUGGACUGUGGUCGUGUGCUGACCCCUGGGGAGGUUCUGGAGGAGGACAUCCCGGGAAGGAAGGUGUGUGUGCUGGGGGACUGCAGCUCUGUCCUGGGACAAGCCCCUCUGCGUCUGUGCUGUGGGGCAGACAUUCUGGUUCAUGAGGCCACACUGGGAGAUGAACAACAGGAGAAGGCAGUGGAGCAUGGACACAGUACUCCCAAGAUGGCUGCUGCACUGGCCAGAGAAUGUCAAGUGCGUACACUGGUGUUGUAUCAUUUUAGUCAACGAUAUAAGCCCCCAGCACUGCAAAAAGAAGGCGAGGGGGACGAUGUGUGUGAGCUGAAGAGACAAGCUGAAGAAGUUCUACAAGGCACUGGUAUUGAGGUGAUGUUGGCUGAGGACUUCUUCUCUGUUUCUAUACCAUUAAAAAAGCCAAGGUAG
Messenger RNA from Knipowitschia caucasica, 1110 nucleotides. The record is from the annotation of a GenBank genome assembly. NCBI's taxonomy places the organism in Eukaryota, Metazoa, Chordata, Actinopteri, Gobiiformes, Gobiidae.